CGAAUUUUCAAUUGACGAGGGACACAAAACAAACCGAAGAGGACAGACAAAGGAACAACCACAUCGCAUGACCGAAAUAUAACGACUAAUCUCAUAGAUUAACGAGCAGCUUAUCACAUACAACAUAAACCCACCACGACGAACUCUAUUCCCACUAUCCACAGCCUCGUCACCUCAUCCCGCCAGGCAUCAGCAUCUCAUCUCAUCUCAACAGUCCCCACCAAAACGCAACAUGGAUAACUAUCAGAGAAUAGAAAAAGUCGGAGAAGGUACUUAUGGUGUUGUCUACAAAGCCCGUGAUCUCAGCCACAAUGGCCGCAUUGUCGCUCUCAAAAAGAUCCGUCUUGAGACCGAAGACGAAGGCGUUCCCAGCACCGCCAUCCGCGAGAUUUCCGUCCUGAGAGAACUGAGCCACCCCAACGUCGUCAGCCUCCUGAAUAUUGUUCACGCCGAUGGCCACAAGCUCUACCUCGUCAUGGAAUUCCUCGACCUUGAUCUUAAAAAGUACAUGGACUCGCUCCCCGUCACAGACGGCGGUCGUGGAAAGCCUCUUCCCACCGGAACUGCCACUACCGUGCGAAACUUGGGAAUGGAUGAGAAGGUCGUGCAGAAGUUUAUGCUGGAUCUGGUCCAGGGUAUUAAAUAUUGUCACUCGCGUCGGAUAUUGCAUCGCGACUUGAAGCCACAGAACUUGCUCAUUGAUAAGGAUGGAAAUCUCAAAUUGGCUGAUUUUGGUUUGGCGAGAGCAUUUGGUGUUCCUUUGAGAAGUUAUACCCAUGAAGUUGUUACGCUGUGGUAUCGCGCACCCGAGGUCUUGCUUGGUGGACGACAGUAUUCGACUGGUGUUGAUAUGUGGUCUGUCGGUACCAUCUUUGCUGAGAUGUGUUCCCGAAAGCCCCUUUUCCCUGGUGAUUCCGAAAUCGAUGAGAUCUUCAAGAUCUUCCGGACCCUCGGGACACCCGAUGAAGACGCCUGGCCUGGUGUCACCACGUACCCAGAUUUUAAGCCGUCUUUCCCCAAGUGGCAGCGAGAUUUCUCUACUCCUCUUUGCCCGAACCUGGAUGAGGCUGGUCUAGAGCUACUUGACUACAUGCUCAUCUGCGAUCCCGUAACUCGCAUUUCUGCCAAGGCGGCCCUGAACCAUCCUUACUUUGAUGAGAUUCUGGGACGUCACUGAUUCACCGAUUCACUGAGUCUUGAUGUGAGAGGAGAUGAUGAACGGAAUAUUGUAGAAUAAGACUAAGGAAAUGCAUGAAAACGGUAUCAUUGAGGGUAUGAGUAAGAAACAGGAUGAGCUUAAUGAGGAUUACGGCAAAGGAGGCAAUUGUUGAUGAUAGAUGGCAUAAGGAUCGGAGGUCAAAAUUGUAAACUGUAUUUGUUUGUGCUGCAUUGUUCUUCCCUUCAUACCAUUCCAACCCAGGCGUGAUCGACUAACAUUUGAGGUCUCGCAUUUAUUGUCUUGACUGACUGAGC
Messenger RNA from Fusarium oxysporum Fo47, 1473 nucleotides. Its product is annotated as kinase-like domain-containing protein. NCBI's taxonomy places the organism in Eukaryota, Fungi, Ascomycota, Sordariomycetes, Hypocreales, Nectriaceae. Bases 233 to 1177 code for a protein of 314 amino acids. Gene Ontology annotation, biological process: regulation of G2/M transition of mitotic cell cycle; protein phosphorylation; regulation of gene expression. Gene Ontology annotation, molecular function: ATP binding; cyclin binding; cyclin-dependent protein serine/threonine kinase activity. Gene Ontology annotation, cellular component: nucleus; cytoplasm; cyclin-dependent protein kinase holoenzyme complex. The record is from RefSeq and is a predicted model, not a curated record. The transcript has 4 exons.